Messenger RNA from Daktulosphaira vitifoliae (grape phylloxera), 1274 nucleotides. Its product is annotated as chromosome transmission fidelity protein 8 homolog. Lineage: Eukaryota; Metazoa; Arthropoda; Insecta; Hemiptera; Phylloxeridae. Gene Ontology annotation, cellular component: Ctf18 RFC-like complex. The coding region runs from base 372 to 734 and encodes 120 amino acids. The transcript has 2 exons. Gene Ontology annotation, biological process: mitotic sister chromatid cohesion. The record is from RefSeq and is a predicted model, not a curated record.
AUUUCCUUUGUCACUAGCUAAAAUUGCUGUGUUCGACGGUUUUUUCGAUUUUAUCCAACUUUUGUAGUUGAUUACUUUGUUAUCGCGGUUUUUCAUUUGUUUUCCACACGUGCAGAUUCCGUUGUCUAGAAAAAUUUUGAAUUGGUCGAUAGUGCGCCACUAUAUUUUUAAUUUCGGUUUAGUCGUAAAAAAAGUUACGAAAUUUAUUGUUAUAUUUUGUAGUAAGGAUAUCAAAUUUAAAAUUCGAAAACUAAGAUGUUGAUGUUAACAAACGACAAAUAGUUAGUGAAUUCGUUCACAAAGGACCUUGGAAACACCGACCUAAUCAACCUGGCUCCUCAAUUUGCUAAAAGUGAAACGUCGAAAAAACAAUGAUACUAGUAAAACUGCAGUCUGACAACGACGACGAAAGUGGCUCUAAAUACUUGACCGAAUGGGCAGCCAUUGAAAUUCAAGGAGAACUCGAAUCUCGGCACAAUACACCUCUUGAGUGUCAAUAUGUCGGUGACCUGUUCGCCACUAUUAAAGACAACGUGCCCAUAUUAAUUAUUGGCCAUCACAUCCUAUACGGUAAAAUGCAAACGUUUCCCAAGCCAUUAGCUGUGAUGAAAAAGAAAGAAAUAUCAGAUGGUAUAAAUGGAAGAAAUGAAUACAUAGUAGAGGCUGUGGUAACUAAAAAGUUGCUAUUUAAAAAUAGACCGAAGCCAAUUAUUGCAAAUGUGAAUAAGUCGUAAGUCGGAAUACAUUAUUUGACCACAAUGUUUUUGAUCGUCUGCAAGGAGCUUAAAACCAAUUCAUAUUUUUAAUUAAUGCAUUAUGAAUUAAUUUAAAGUUAACAUAGACUUAAGUUUCAAAAACCUGAUUAUUACAUAAGCAUUUUUGUUUCAUUUAAAGUGGUUUUUCACUUGUAUUUGUACUUGUACAUGUAUUUUUACAUACUUUAUUUAGUGAAGUAAAAAAUGUAUACAAGUAAUUUUACUCCUUAGAUUGUUUCUGGAUGCAACAAAACAUACACACAAAGCGUUUAUUAAGUGUUAGGCGCUACGAUACGGCUAAAUUAUUUAAUAUAUUAUGUAUUUCCGACACUAAUAUUUGUUUCUCUAUUUAAAUUAUAAGUAUUCGAUCUUUAUGCAUUUGUAUUUUAUUUUAUAAUAAUUAAAAGUGUUUAAUAUCAUAAAAAAGAAAAUCGAUUUCAUUACGCUAUUAUUUUAAUAGUUAUCAUUCGUUGUAAAAAAUUGAAUUGUGGUAAAAUAAAUAAUCUUUACCAGUCAAAA